This is a messenger RNA of Anthostomella pinea, 2583 nucleotides long. Lineage: Eukaryota; Fungi; Ascomycota; Sordariomycetes; Xylariales; Xylariaceae. The record is from the annotation of a GenBank genome assembly.
AUGCAUACACACGUAUCCAAAUCACCACUGGCGCGGCUGUUCCUCGUCAUUGCUUGCACCUUGACCAUCGUCAACGCGCAGAACCCCUUCAGCAGCCAGACGGACAUCAAUGGCCACAUCAUUCCAAACUACUCGCCCGUCAGACCUCCGGCUGUUCCUCUGGCCGUUAGAAGCCCAUACACCAGUGUUUGGUCUUCCACGAACAAUACAGCAACCCUCAACAGUCAGACUCCGAGAUUCUGGACCGGCGCUAGGGUCGGAUGGGAGGGGAUUGUUGUGGUUGAUGGCAUAGCGUACGAAUAUAUGGGUAACGCCAUUAACGAUUUGCCUGCGCUUGAAGACUUCAAGUCCGCUGUACCACAAGAUGUCACCUUCGACUCCCAGUAUUCAAACUUCACAUUCCUCGCUGGACCGGUCACCGUACUCGCUAGCUUCUUCUCACCAGUGACCCCAAAAGACAAUUGUCGAAGCGCGGUCCCCCUCAGUUAUCUGACGACGAGUGUCCAAUCCAACGAUGACCAGCCACACGGCAUACAUUUCUAUUCUGACGUGGACACCGCCUGGACAGGAUUUGGCGAUAUUGCUGAUGUCGACUCGGGUCUGAGAAAUGGCGCAAUGCUGGUUGAUGGAACAGGCGAUGCUACUAACUUUCCUGAUCUCGUCACCUGGCAAUUGCAGCGCAAAAUCCACUACAACUUUGGAGAGUUGGAGGACUUUCCAAAAUGGGGCAAUUUCACCUACAACACCAGUCCUCAUGGCGCAGAUAAGUUCUCCUUCCAAAGCGGGUUCACGACAACGGUACGGUCAGCCUUCGUCAACAACCACACCCUCAACGACAACGUCGAAUCCGGGUUCGAAGGCUUUAGCAGCCAAACUCCGGUGUUUGCCUUUGCACAUGACCUUGGCGUCGUCAAGCAGGCUUCGGUGAGAUACACUGUCGGCUCGAUCCAAAACCCCGAGGUCCGAUAUCUCCAUGAACAAGGCGUAUCGAACCUGCAGCCGUGGUGGGAGAAAUGCUACGGAGAUAUGUAUUCGAUGAUCCACUGGCAUUGGGAUGACUUUGCCGCGGUGCAAGACAUCGCCAACGAGUUCGAAACCCAGCUCAAAGCAGACGUGAACGCUUUUUACGAAGGAAAGGAACCACCGGUUUACAGCAACGGCAUACCAAGUGCCCCCAUGCUUCUUACCAACGGCACAGACCAGUACGGCCAGCCUUUUGUUUUCAACGCUAGCUCUGGUUAUGGAUAUGUGGACCCGAUCACUGGAGACGGUGUCGCGGUGCCUUUCGUGUCAGAGGCGGAAUCGUAUUACGCCAUCGUGGCAUUGUCGGCGCGGCAGAUCAUGGGCGCCUACGUCUACGCAGUGCCCGCCGACACUACAUCCACCUCGACAACCGAUGACAUUGAUCCCUUACUAUUUCAGAAAGAGAUUUCCAGCAAUGGAAACGUCAAUACUGUAGACGUGUUGUAUCCAGCAUCGCCGUUUUUUCUUUACGCAAACCCGGAGUUGCUCAAAUACGCGUUGCAGCCGCUGUACGAGUUCCAGGAACACGAUUUCUAUCCAAAUGACUACAGUAUCCAUGACCUUGGAUCACAUUUCCCAAAUGCGACCGGUCAUGUUGAAGGGAACGACGAGUACAUGCCACUGGAGGAGAGUGCAAAUGCCAUACUGAUGAGUUACGCAUACUACAAAUUUACAGGGGAUGAGACAUGGCUGAAUUCUCACUACAAGUUGCUCAAGCAGUUUGCACAGUACCUGAUCGCCUCCACGAGAAUUCCGGAGAGUCAAGUGAGCACCGAUGACUUCGCUGGCCCGUUGGCGAACCAGACCAACCUCGCCAUCAAGGGAAUAGUCGGUUUGCAGGCCAUGGCAGCCAUCGCAACCACCCAUGGCGACGAUAAUGAUGCUAUAAAAUUUUCAGGUACAGCCAGGGCGUACUACCAGGAAUGGGAAGGCUUCGCUAUCGACGCUGCCGGCACACAUACUACCCUGGCAUAUGAGGGGCAAUCGAGCUGGGGACUACUUUACAACAUCUACUUUGACAAGUUACUGAACAUGGGUCUCGUCAACGAAAGCGUGUACACCAUGCAAUCGGAAUGGUAUCCAAAUGUUUCGCUAGUGUUUGGAGUGCCCCUUGACAGCCGCCACUACUAUACCAAGUCCGACUGGGAGAUGUGGACGGCUGCGACGUGCUCGCAGACCACUCGCAGGCUCUUCGUCAACGCGCUUGCUCAUUGGCUCAAUGGAACCAGCACCGAUCUUGCUUUCUCAGACUUGCACGACACUAUCGACACUGGUGGCUAUGGCGGAGGUCAAAUGUUCAAGGCCCGUCCUGUGGCAGGAGGCCACUAUGCGCUGCUGGCUCUUGGGAAAACCGGCCAGAAAGCCAGCGCUGCUGCGGGAGACACAUCGGGGUCGCUCUUCCCGAAGAAUGGCACUGCACCACUGCCGCCUCCUGAGUCGCCUGUUCCGCCACGAGGCGAUAGACAUCCUUUGAACCAGAGAAGUGGGAAGGCGAAGAUGAAAGUGACGACCAUAGCAACGAACAGGCUAGAAGCUGGGAGCGGGCCGCGUGUCCUCUAA